Messenger RNA from Thalassophryne amazonica, 6285 nucleotides. RefSeq names its product lysine-specific demethylase 2B (gene kdm2bb). Bases 121 to 4332 code for a protein of 1403 amino acids. The record is from RefSeq and is a predicted model, not a curated record. Gene Ontology annotation, molecular function: DNA binding; histone demethylase activity; protein binding. Gene Ontology annotation, biological process: regulation of transcription by RNA polymerase II; protein demethylation. The transcript has 21 exons. NCBI's taxonomy places the organism in Eukaryota, Metazoa, Chordata, Actinopteri, Batrachoidiformes, Batrachoididae.
ACACACAAACCAUGGUUCCCUUGUUUUGAACCCUAAAAGCGUGCUAAGUCUUUCUUUAACUUGAGCGCGGACCAUGGCGCUUUUCCGACACUGAGAGAGUGUCAGACCUUCACAGAGACGAUGGCCCAGGCCGCGGAGACGUGUGCGGAUUCCGGACGCAGGCUGCGCUCCAUCUGCCGGAGAAUGUACGAUGAAAAUGAGGAUUUGUCCGAUGUUGAAGAAAUUGCAAACAUCAGAGGUUUUAGUGUGGAGGAAAAGCUUGCCAGUGACCGUUACAAUGCAGACUUUGUCCAUCUGAUGGAGGGAAAAGCAUUCACUUAUGAAUAUGUGCAAAAGGAGGCGCUCAGGAUCCCGCUUAUUUUUAAAGAGAAAGAUGGACUAGGAAUCAGAAUGCCUGAGCAAGAGUUUACAGUUAGUGAGAUUAAAGGGUUGGUUGGCAGCCGUAGGUCUGUGGACGUUAUGGACGUGAGCACGCAGAAAGGUUCCGAGAUGAGCAUGGCUCAGUUUGUCCGCUAUUAUGAGACACCAGAGGAAGAGCGGGACAAACUCUUCAAUGUCAUCAGCUUAGAGUUCAGCCACACCAAACUGGAAAACCUCAUCAAGCGUCCCACUGUGGUGGAUCAGGUCGACUGGGUGGACAACAUGUGGCCUCCUGUUCUGAAAGAAAGCCAAACAGAAGCCACCAAUGUACUAUCAGUGAUGAAGUACCCUAAAGUACAGAGGUACUGUUUGAUGAGUGUGAAGGGCUGCUACACAGAUUUCCACAUCGAUUUUGGUGGAACCUCUGUGUGGUAUCAUGUUUUCAAAGGCCAGAAAGUAUUCUGGCUCGUACCUCCAACCCUUCAUAACCUUGCUCUCUAUGAGGACUGGGUCCUGUCAGGAAAGCAGAGUGACGUGUUCCUGGGGGACAGAGCUGAUGGAUGUCAAAGAGUUGAACUUCAACAGGGAGAUACUUUCUUCAUUCCAUCUGGGUGGAUUCAUGCUGUAUACACGCCAGAGGACACACUGGUGUUUGGAGGCAACAUUCUGCACAGCUUUAACAUUCCUAUGCAGUUAACCAUCCAUGAAAUAGAGAACAGGACUAAGGUUCAUUCCAAGUUUCGUUUUCCUUUUUACCAUGAGAUGUGCUGGUACGUUCUGGAGAGAUAUGUGCACUGCUUGACUAAACGGUCUUACCUUUCUCAGGAGAUCCAAAAAGAGCCUCUACUAAUGGACUGUGAUGCAAAGACAAACACAGAGAGUCUCUCUUCAGACUCCAGGAGCCAGGACAUGAAUGAAUACUCAUGUGAAACUCAGGUCAGGCAUGACCAGGAUGAAAGAUUGGAACAAGUUGCACAGGAUGGUUCCUGCUCUCCUGACAAUGGGAAGAGCAAAACGCGUGGCUCUCAAAGCCCUCGACGCCUCAAAGAUGUUUUAUCUGUUGAUUCUGAGGAUAGUUGUCAUCCCAGUUCCACCUCUUUAGAUUUCCUGAAAACUCCCUCUGACUCUCCAGCUUCAGAGCCUCAGAAUAAAUGGACUCACUUGACAGAGUUUGAACGGAUUGGCCUCAAGACCCUGGUUGAGAAGCUGGAGUCUCUACCUGAAAAUAAGAAAUGCGUUCCAGAAGGAAUAGAGGAUCCACAAGGCCUGCUGGAAGACAUGAAGGUCAUCUUAAAAGAACAUGCUGAUGAUGACCCCAAACUAGCCAUUACUGGAGUUCCUGUUGUGUACUGGCCGAAGCAAAGAACAAAGCCACGGCAUCCCAACCGGCCCAAACCUAAAAUGGCAGCAUCUCCUGCAUCAACAGUCAAGCUGUCAGCUAGUCGUGGAACAUCUGGAGCCAGGAGGAGGAGGACACGCUGUCGGAAGUGCGAAGCAUGCCUGCGGACAGAAUGUGGAGAGUGUCACUUUUGCAAAGACAUGAAGAAGUUUGGUGGACCAGGCCGUAUGAAACAAUCAUGCAUUAUGAGGCAGUGCAUUGCACCUGUCCUGCCCCAUACAGCAGUGUGUCUUGUCUGUGGAGAAGCAGGGAAGGAGGACACAGUAGAGGAUGAAGAAGAGAAGUUCAACCUUAUGCUCAUGGAGUGCUCCAUCUGCAAUGAGAUUGUUCAUCCUAACUGUCUUAAAGUGAAAGAUUCAACUGGGGUAGUCAAUGAUGAAUUGCCAAACUGCUGGGAGUGCCCAAAGUGCAACCACGCUGGAAAAACAGGGAAAGCCUCAAAGCAAAAAAGAGGGCCAGGUUUUAAAUAUGCGUCAAACCUUCCUGGCUCACUUUUAAAAGAACCACGGUUAAACCGGGAAGCAAAAGAAGAGCCCGAGCCACCUUUAAUGACAACGGCAACUGUUACCGCUUUGAGCGCCACAUCGGCUGUGAAGAGAAAAGUCGAACGCGAGGAGAACCCUAAGAGAAAAGAUGAAGAGCCUCCAAAGAAACGCCUCCCUUUGCUGUCUCUAGAUGGCGCACCACGACCAAGAGUAGAGGACAACCCACUGAGGAAAAAGAGGAAGCUUUUUGACACCAGUGAUGAACCUGUCAUUGUUAAAAAGAAGAAGAAGUUUUCUAAACCGGAUGAUCCCUUGACACAGAAACUGUUUCGACAAAUCAAGACAGAGAAUGAUCAUGGUGAUGAUGAAGACGAUCAGGAUGAUCGUGAAGAAGAUGAUGGACUCUCAUUUGACAGGAUUAAUUUAAAGGAUAAAAGGGAGUAUGAGGAUGAGGAGCAAGAAGAAAAUGAGUCAGAAGAGGAAGAAGAGCCACUGACAAAAGAGAGAGGCCGUAGUGCAGAGAACAAAUCCAAGGUCCUGUUAAGUUCACUGCUGAAAACAGCAGCAACAAGAGAAGGUGACCAGUCCUCUCCCAUCUCUGCCAGAGCAGGAACAAGCAGCGACGAUGCUCAGGAAAGGAGUUCUGGUCAGCUUAAGACUCACCAUCAGCGUCGCCGUCUGCACAACAAAGAAGUGUCCAAGGAUUUUAGUCAAGAGAUUUCUAAGACUGAAGACUGUCUGAGCAACCAGAACCACAUUACAGUAAAGACAGAGGAUAGUCCAGCCAACCACAGUCGAAAACCUCUAAAGAAUGAGGAUUCUGUGACCAAUCAGAAUUGUAAGCUGAUAAAAACAGAAGAUGCCAUCACUAUUCCGAGCCGUAGGACACUUAAAAUGGAGGAUGGCCUUGUCAGUCAAAACAGACGACCUUUAAAAACGGAGGAUAGCCUCACCAAUCAGAACCACAGGCCAGUCAAGCCUGAGCCUGAGAACGAAGUCAACAAUGCAAAAUCUCGAUGGCCACUUAAUAACGGCAGCAGUGAUCUGGGUGAUUGGCUACACCACAGGGGGCGGGAGAUGAAUGGGACACAACGAGCUUACUCGCCACUGAGCUGGAACAGAAGCACACCAGUCACACCCAUGUGCCCGCGCCCUAUCCUCUGCCGAUCGCCGCCAAAGUGUAUCCAAAUGGAACGCCACGUGAUCCGACCUCCCCCAAUAAGCCCCCCACCUGACAGGCUGCCUCUGGAGGAUGGGGAACCACAUGUGAUGCAAAGAGAGAUGUGGAUGACCGUCUUCAGUCACCUGUCUCACAGAGAUCUUUGUGUCUGUAUGCGUGUCUGCAGGACGUGGAACAGAUGGUGCUGUGACAAGAGGCUGUGGAAGCACAUAGAUCUAAACCGGUGUAAGUCUAUCACGCCACUCAUGCUGAGCGGCAUCAUUCGGAGACAGCCAGUAGCUUUGGACCUCAGCUGGACUAACAUCUCCAAGAAACAGCUGAGCUGGCUCAUCAACAGACUACCAGGUCUGCGUAUUUUGCUGUUGUCGGGAUGCUCCUGGGUGGCAGUUUCUGCUCUCUGCACUUCCAGCUGUCCUCUUCUCCGAACACUGGAUGUUCAGUGGGUUGAGGGACUGAAAGAUGCCCAGAUGAGGGAUGUGCUGUCACCACCUACAGAUAAUAGGCCAGGUCAGUUAGACAACAGGAGUAAGCUGCGUAAUGUGGUAGACCUCCGUCUGGCAGGGUUGGACAUCACUGACACCUCUCUGCGCCUCAUCAUCCGCUACAUGCCUUUGUUGUCCAAGCUGGACCUCAGUUACUGCAACCACAUCACGGACCAGUCUGUCAACAUCCUGACUGCUGCAGGAACAUCCACCAGAGACUCGCUCACCGACGUCAACCUGUCAGUCUGCAACAGGGUCACAGAUCAGUCACUGACCUAUUUCAAGCGUUGUGGAAGCAUAUGUUGUAUCGACCUGCGCUACUGCAAGCAGGUGACAAAGGAAGGAUGUGAACAGUUCAUUGCUGAAAUGUCAGUCAGCGUGCAGUUUGGACUGACGGACGACAAACUACUGCAAAAGAUCAGUUAGGCAGAGGACUGCACGAUGCUCAUGACACAUUAAAACUACUGCCCACACGGAGGCAGCAGACAGUCGUGUAUGGCAAGCCGAGCUGUUUCGUCGUCUGCGGGCUACUGAACAGGCACGAGGACACCAUGUCUGUAAAACUGAUGGAAAGGGAACCUGUGCUGCUAAGCCACAACUUUUUUUUUUCUGUAAAAAUGGAAACUUUUUUUGGGGGGGGGGGCAAUAUGGACAGUUUUUUGGGGGGGUUGUUGCUGUUUUUCAGAAAUUUGCACCUAUUAAUAACUUAUUUAUUUCUUCUUAUUGAGUGUUUACCUGCAGUACCAUGGUUAUAUUUGUGUUCAUAGGUAUUUGUUCCAAUGCAAAGUUCAUGCAUUGUAGAUGACUAUUUUUGUAUCAGAAAGUGUUUCAUACAUUUAUGUGCAGUUUUAAGUGCACCACAGUAUAGUUCCAUUAAAAAUUGAUAAUCAAUUGCUGAGAGACAAAAGUCUCAAUUUGUUGCCAAACUGUAGGAUGGUAGCUUUUGUGUUUGUGUUUUUUUUAAUAUGCCAGUACUCUGUUUCCUAUUGGAUAAAGGUGCUGUCCAUUUAAUUUUCUGUAAAAAUGUUGUUAUACCUUUGUAUGAGGUGUCUUGCAGAAAAUGUUUAUUUGCACUGAUACAGCCAGUAUGAAUACAUGAAUGUAUUCACAGUCAUUACUGACAUGGUGUAUAAAGUCUUUUUGGCCUUUUUUGUUUAAGUGGAAGUGUUUGACUGUUAAUGAGUUGUAGUCCAGAUGUAUUGUAUAGUAACAUAGCUUCAUAUAAAUGUCCAAACACAGGUUGGUACUUUGCAAAAGGGAACAUUUUAGCUCUGUAAGUAGCAACAAUACCCGUUCAUUCCAUAGUCAAAGAUUUAGUAACUGUCAAACAGUAUUAAAGCUGGUUUACCCAUGUCCUCAUUUAAACUCCACAUUUGAGUCAUGCAAGAAAUAGUUUUAAUAACCCAGAGGAUUAUGAUUAAAUUUGCACAAACCUUUUUAGGUGAUGUGAAUUUGAUGUGCCACAAUACAGCCUGUACUUCAAUUCACAGAAAAAAUGGAGUAGAGCAACUGAAACAGGAUUUUUAUCUUUUCUCCACUCAUAAUGUUAUUUUACUGUAGAUAUCAAAAUUCUCAUGAACCCAGAAAUUAAGAUUUAAGUUUGUAUAAUUUUCAUGCAAUGUAAUGUUCCAGUUUCAAAAGCAGCAAAUCUUAUUAAACCAGUGGUGAAACAUUAAUUACAAAGUUUUUGACUUUAGCUCAAAAUUGAAUAGUUUUCAAAAGUCACAGAGUUCUUUUGGCAACAAUGUAGAUAACAAUUGCAGGUGAAAGCGUAACUUUCUGGGUGAAAGUAAAAAUCCUGGGUCAAGAUAUGGUUCCACUCAAACCCAUAGAUUUCAAUUACAUUUGGUUGAUUGGUAGAUCUUAAGUUAAAGAAACGUUGAUUACAUUAUGCUGCAGGUCUGACUCAAGGAGUCUGUCUUGCCUUUGAUCAUGAUUCCUUUGAUCCUGCAAUUGGGAUUGGUGGUUGAUUCAACAUAAUCAAAAAAAAAAAAAGUCAGGAGCCACCCCUUCAUCUUGAUUCCUUUGAUCCUUUUACCAGGAUUGGUGGUUGAUUCAACAUGAUCAAAACAAGUCAGGAUCCACCCCUUCAUCUUGAUUCAUUUGAUCCUGUAACCAGGAUAAAUGCAAGACCUACUAUAAGAAAGCAAGAUUCAAAGACCAGCAAUCAAAAUCAAAGAUGUGUACCGGUAAUCAGGACCAGAAUCCAGAAAUCAACAUGGAGGUUAAGGAGCAAAGAUUAGCAAUGAGUUUUAAAGGUAUGACUGUAUAACAGGUGCUAAAUUAUUUUUGUUAUUCACCUUGACACAACUGACGAAAUAGUAAAAUCUGAAAGAUUUGUGCAAAAAACAAAAAAAAAAAACCCUUUGUGCUUUACAC